Molecule: messenger RNA, 1741 nt
Organism: Anolis sagrei ordinatus
Lineage: Eukaryota; Metazoa; Chordata; Lepidosauria; Squamata; Anolidae
Gene: ANKRD16
Product: ankyrin repeat domain 16
Molecular function (GO): protein binding
Source: RefSeq, a predicted model, not a curated record
UUGUCCACCCAGCCUUUGGGACUUCAUUUCCCAGAAUUCCUCGCCAUUGGCCAAGCUAGCUUUGAAUUCUGGGAGUUGAAGUCCAAAACAACUAGAGGCCCAAGGAAGGCAGCUAGUGAUGUGUUGGGUAAGGAUAAUAGAAGUACUGUGUAUAGAUUGUAGCCCAGGCCUGGGCCAACUGGGUCCCUCCAGGUAUUUUGGACUUACUUGCUUACUUAGGAGCCUGAGGAUGAUGGUCCUCCAAGUCUGAUGUCUUGGUGGUGGGUCCAAGUCUGGUGUCUAGGUGGAUGUGGGGCCUCUUCGAAUUCUGCAGCACUGCUGGUCACAGCUGACCUCCAGAUCCUUUGACCAACCACAAUGAUGGCUGAAGGGGAGCUCCAGAAAGCUCUUCCUAGGUUGGUUCAAGAAGGGAAGCUCCCCUUGCUUCAAGAAGAAAUGGAAAGCAUAGAGGGCCUGAGCCAGGAGGUGCGGAGGAAGCACUUUGGCCGGUCGGGGGACACUUUGCUCCACUACGCCACCCGGCACGGCCACCUCAGCAUCGUCCGGUACUUAGUCGAGACCUUGGGAAUGGACCUUGAGGUGUUCAACAAUGAUUACAAGCGUCCCCUCCACGAAGUGGCUUCCAUGGGACACCGGGACUGUGUCUUGUACCUGCUGAACCGAGGGGCUGCUGUUGACUGCCUGAAGAAAUCAGACUGGACGCCCCUCAUGAUGGCUUGCACAAGGAGGAACCUGGAGGUCAUCCAAGACCUCGUCCAGCAUGGAGCAAACCCCUUGCUGAAAAACAAAGAUGGCUGGAACUGUUUCCACAUUGCUUGCCGAGAAGGGGAUCCCCGGGUGAUCCUGUACUUGCUCGAUGUCUCUCCUGACAUCUGGGAGACAGAAAGCAAGAUCCGAAGGACCCCUCUGCACACAGCAGCGAUGCAUGGAUGCCUGGAAGUUGUGAAAGUACUACUUGAAAGGUGCCACUAUGAACCAGACAGUGCGGACAAAUGUGGAGUUACUCCCUUUAUGGAUGCCGUACAAAACGGUCACCUUGAUAUCGCCCGGCUGCUUCUAGAGAAACAUAAGGCUGAUCACAACAGUAAGGAUGCCCUCGGGGCUCAACCACUGCACCAAGCAGCGGUCACAGCGCAAGACGAUGCCCUUCGGUUCCUUGUUUCUGACCUCGGUGUUGAUGUCAACGCAAGGGCCACUUCCCUACAGCUCACUGCACUUCAUUAUGCAGCCAAGGAAGGGCACGCAAACACCAUCCAGACCCUUCUCUCCCUCGGUGCUGAUGUGAACGCUAAAGAUGGGAAAGAUCGAACAGCCCUGCAUAUGGCGUGCGCUGGGCAGCAUACCUCGUGUGCGCACGUUCUCCUCGAGGCGGGACUGCAAGAUUCGCCAGACUUCUCUGGAACACACGCCUGGCAGGUGGCCAGGAAGCCGAGCCUCCUCCAGCUUUUCGAGAAGACAAGUGUGAGCGCAUGAAAACCUGCAUUUAUGGCAAAGAGAACAGGGAACUUUCUUUCCAGCAUCUCCUAUUUUUGCUGCCAAUUUAUGGGGAAUAUUUAUACUUGCCUAGGGGUCUGCUUCCCUGCAAGUCCUAUCCAUUCCCUGCCUUGAGGAUUGAAAAACCUUUCUGGAGCAAACAUUCAGUCCUGUUGGAAGACUUUUUUGAGUUGGUGAUGGUGUCCACCUUGGGUCUUGUGCCAAAAAAGAGAGGUGGGAAAAUAAAGACAUUUGCUUGUUUGAUAAA